Callorhinchus milii (elephant shark) is the source of this 4004-nucleotide messenger RNA. RefSeq names its product kinesin family member 20A (gene kif20a). The record is from RefSeq and is a predicted model, not a curated record. The transcript is spliced from 18 exons. Gene Ontology annotation, molecular function: plus-end-directed microtubule motor activity; microtubule binding; ATP binding. Gene Ontology annotation, cellular component: spindle microtubule; nucleus. Gene Ontology annotation, biological process: mitotic spindle assembly; microtubule-based movement. Bases 137 to 2917 code for a protein of 926 amino acids. NCBI's taxonomy places the organism in Eukaryota, Metazoa, Chordata, Chondrichthyes, Chimaeriformes, Callorhinchidae.
AUAUCAUUCCUUUUAUUGCCCCAAAACAAAUAUCCAAACUCUUGCAGGAGACCAACCUCACAGCGGGCGAUCCGGAAACUGCCAGAGGAGAGGGCACAACUGCAAACAGUGGUGGAAGUGCAGUGGCUGAGAGAAAAUGACUGCAACAUUUGUGUCCCCAAAUAUUUUCUCUGAUGAUGAUGAGCUCCUUGUUUUGGAAUCGACCGCAGCUGAAAUGUUGAAUGGUGCUGUAGUGACCAAGCAGUUGCUCCCUGAAUUCUCCGUCAUCUCACCAGGGAGUGAUGCACAUCAGGCUCCAGAUCAUGGGUGUACCCUCAUGGAGACAUCUCCAGAUGACAGAGUAAAGGUUUAUCUUCGAGUUAGACCUUUCACAGAGUCUGAGCUUGAGAAAGGGGAAUCACAGGGCUGUGUUACGAUCGAAACCUCUGAAACUCUGAUGCUGCGAGCACCAAAGGAUUCAUUUGCAAUGAAGAGUACUGAACGGGGUAUUGGCCAGGCUAUGCACAAGUUCUCCUUCACUCAGAUAUUUAGCCCCGAAGUGUCACAAAAGGUGUUCUUUGAUGUGGUCAUGAAAGGGCUGGUGAAGGAGGUGCUGGGCGGCCACAACCGCUUGGUUUAUACCUAUGGUGUGUCAAACUCAGGAAAGACCUACACCAUUCAAGGAAGUAAUCGUGAUAAUGGGAUCCUUCCUCGAUCACUGGCGGUCAUUUUCAACAGUCUCCAGGGCAAGUUGUAUCCCAGGAUGGAUCUGAAGCCGACCUUGUGCAGUGAUGUUCUCCAACUGGAUAGCAAGCUGGUCAGACAGGAGGAGCUGAAGAAACUCUCUUUAAUGGGUGUAAUGCGAGAGGAGGAUCUGGAAACUCCAGUGAAGAAGAAUCUCAGCACAGAGUGGAGACAACGGGGCGCGGGUAUCAGCUGUGAUUCUGAUAGUGGUAUCGCGGGUAUGUCCUGCACCAGUCAGUUGGAAGCUUCAGAAUUUACAUCACGCUGGGCUGAUCAGCAUACAGUUGUCCUUGUUCAGGGACAACAUGUGCAAUAUUCCAUCUGGGUUUCUUUCUUUGAGAUUUACAAUGAGAUGACGUAUGACUUGCUGGAGAUGGUUCCUGUGAACUCUAACCGGAAGCGACAAACCUUGAAACUGUGCGAGGAUAAAAAUGGAAACACCUAUAUAAAAGAUUUGACUUGGAUCAAUGUCAACAAUGCAGAGGAAGCCUGGAAAAUUCUGAAAAUUGGCAGGAAGAACCAAAGUAUGGCCAGCACACACUUGAAUCAGAAUUCCAGCAGGAGUCACAGCAUCUUCUCCAUCCGAGUGCUGCAUGUAUCUGAGGACUGGAAGUCUGUUCUCCAGACCAGUGAACUAUCUCUCUGUGACCUGGCGGGGUCUGAGCGCUGCAAGGAACAGAAGCGUGGAGACAGGAUGAAAGAAGCGACUAACAUUAACACUUCUCUGCACUCGCUGGGAAGAUGCAUCAGUGCUCUGCGACAGAACCAACAGAUCAGGUCCAAGCCUAAUGUGGUUCCAUUCCGGGACAGCAAACUGACUCGAGUGUUCCAGGGCUUUUUCACCAGCCGUGGGAAGUCCUGCAUGAUCGUCAACAUCAACCAGUGUGCGUCCACAUAUGAUGAAACAUUGCAGGUUAUGAAAUUCUCUGCUAUCGCCAGCCAGUUGAUCCAGGCACCUCCUAUGAAGCUGGGGCUGCCCUCUAUCCGCUCGCUGAUCCGAGAGCACAAUGGAUGGAACAGCUGCAAUGCCCAGGAAACGCUAGAGGAAAAUGAAGAGGACGAGGAUAAUCAGGAGGAAGAUGGUGAUGAAGAAGAGACCGAUAUCAGUACGCUGGAUAAGGAGUCGUUACAGAAAGUUAUCGAGGUCCUGCAGGAGUACGUGGUUAAGGAGAAACGGGAGAAAUUGUUGAUGGAGUACGAGAUCCGGGAAAACGUGGUCAAUGAGAUGAGCGAGCAGUACAGCAGCAUGGAGAAGCACUGGAGAGAGCAACUUGUAGAACAAAAAGAACAACUGGAAGAUUUCUAUGAAGCAAAGAUGAAAAACUUCCAGGAGUAUGUUAAGCUCUAUUAUCAGUCAUCCGCUGCUGAUGAGGAUGAGAAUUACUCUGAUUCUGAUCAUGACUCAGAUGGUGAAACGAGUACCGAUAAACUCGAGGAGUCAAAUAAAAUGGCUGAACUGGAGGCUACUAUUCAACAUCUGAAGUCUGAGCGAAAGUCUACUAGGGAGCCAGCAAGGCAGUCUGCCCGCCUGGCCUCCGUGGGCCUCCACAGGGAGCUGCAGAAGCUGCAACUGGAGCUGGCAAAUGUGACGGCCGAGCUGGAACAAUACAAAGUGCAAGCGGCUCACAGUGCAGAGGAACUGGCCCGAUACAAGGCGAUAGUCGAGCCACCACCUGCAACCAGACGCCUAACUAUGGACGCGGACCGCAAACUUGAAGAGGGACAUAAGAAUGCGAAAGCUCUACAGAGGGAGCUUCAGAAAUUGGGCCAAGCACUGCAGACAUCAGAGAGAGCGUGCUGCCACCGCACCGGAGCUGCGAAACUGCAAGGGACUCUAACCAAAUGUGAAGAGAUUGUGGUUAAGCAGGAUCACACCUUGGCUGAGCUUCAGAAGUUGAUGAUUGUGAUUAAACUGGACCUGAAGAAGAAGACUGCAUGUAUUGCGGAACAAUACCACACUGUUCGCCAGCUCCAGGAUGCCUCUGGCUGCAACAAGCGCCGCUGUGUGGCAAACGUGGAAAACCAGCCACCCCCACACAAAAGGCCUUUCCUGACUGGCAUCCUAUCCAAAACCCCUCUGAGAAGUGCCCGUCAGAUGGGCGAUAACAGCCCCUACAGCUACAUCCUAAGAUCCCGAGCGGGCCUGAACACCCCAUUGCGAAUGGCAGCCUCAAACUAUGGAGGGAAGUAUUAGCAGCUUCAGUCCCCCCUUUUAAAUAGAAAGUGUUUUAUUUUGGUAAUUUCAUCUAUUCACACAUGUAUUAAGGUGACUAAGAAUCUGGGAUAUGGUGCAAUGUAGGCAUUUGUUCCACAUUGUUUGGAAUGAAUUGUAACUGCAAAUAGGUGCGGAUGUGAGCGAGUGGAACAGUUUGUUGAGGUUUGUACUUGAGUAUCUGAUCAUCAAGUUCUGAUUGUUUCCUUGUCUGUCUGCUGCUAAGAGAAUCCAUUCUUGUUCAGACAGGUGUUUUGAUUAUUAAAAAUGUAUUUCAGUAAAAUAAGGCAUUAUUGCUGCUGUAUUUGAGUUAGCCUUCGAUUAUCAACAAAAAUCAUUUAACCUUUUUUAGUAAUGGAAACUAUCUUGUUAAAAUAUAUAUAUGUAUGUGUGUAAAACCUGGAUAACUCCCAUUCUUGUUGGUUUGGGUCACCUAAAAUAUCAGCUCAGCUGAAUAUUUUUGUUAUAGUAAAAAAAAUCUUGGUUUUGAGCUGGAAAAAAAUACUCAUUUUGGUGACGUGAUAAUCCAGAGUAGCCAUUGUUUGUUACAUUGAGUGGUUUGUUUUGAGCAAAGUGUUAGAUCCUGGAUAUUUUUAUGAUCGCAUUGUAUUUUUAGUCUAUUAGGUAAAGCAUGACUUCUAUUUAAACAUCAGUUAUCAUUUAUGUUUGUCUAUCACUAACCUUGGGUGUGUAUGUAUACAUAUACAUACUGACCGUCUACAUUUAGAGAUUAGAGUACUAUACUUUCUGAACAUCUGAAUAUAUUUCUAAAUAUACCGCAUUGCCAAGAAUAAAAUAAAUGCAGUGGGAAUUUUCAACUUUGGUUGGUGAGAGAACCAGCAUGUGUAUUCUUUUCAAUAAACCUAAUCAAUUUAAUAUUUGCACUCAAAACCUAGGUUAUGUUCCAUAUUUUAUAUGAAUCUUUACAUGAAAUAUAAAAUCCAAGUGUUGUUUCUUUGCAGAAAUACAAGACUAAAGGUUCCAAUAUUCUAACACUAACUAAUGCUGUCAAAGUGACUUGUUCUGUCAAAGAGCUGGCACAGACUCGAUGGGCCGAAUGGCCUCCUUC